GUUACACUACAUUUCAAAAUAGAAAAAGUUUCAAUUUAUAAGAUGGUUUGAAUUUCAAAUUUUGCAAGUGUUUUGCAAUAAUCCUUCUUUCUUUCUAGCUCAGUCAGUAAAGUAAGAUAGCAUUAUACUAAAGAUUGAAGGACAUUCUGUUUCUAUAUUUAUAUUCAAAAUAAUUUGAGAAACAGAAACUUUAUAAAUUAUAUCUCUAAGUGUGUACUAGUCAUGGACAACAUCAAUAAAUCUGAUGGCAGAGUAUCUUUCGAUCCUGGUUGGAACGAUCCACCAACUCUCACAUACAACGCGCAACAGACGACACCAAAUAAACCUCGAUUAAACAAAAGAGUUGCUUUUCCAUUAUCAAAUAAUGCCGCUAAUUUGCCUCCAGCUCCUAUGAAAUUACCUCCAAUGCUAUCAGCAUUACCUCCUACUCCAAUAUUGAUACCUCCUGUACAAAAACCUAUAUAUGGCAUUACAGAACAAAAUAUGCAGGUUGAUAGUGAAAAAACCUUAAAUAAUGUUAAAGAAACAUUGUUAGAUAUUUUAAAAAACAGUACUGAAUUGGGAACUAAAGUAGAGAGUAUAAGAAAGAAAAUAUGUGCCAUGGAAGAUAUGUGGACAAAUGGAAAAAUAAAUGCACAGGUGCAGUUAAAAAUGCAGGAACUAACAAAAGCCCUAAAGGAUGACAACCCUACCAAAGCUGAUGAGAUCCACAAAGCGUUGAUGGUAGACCAUGUCAGUACAGUUGGUACUUGGAUGCCAGGUGUGAAACAACUUAUCUAUCACUGCAUAGCUCGAACGGAAUUAUUAGCAAUAGAUAAAGAAUAACUAUUAUAAGCUUAAAUGAUGUUGAAAUAUAUUUUUAUUUAUAACUACCUUUCAUAACAUAAUAUUGUGUGUAUUUUCAUCAAUAGAAUAAUAAAAAAAUAAUAUAUCCUUACAAAGCUGCUGUCUGUAUGUAGACAAUUCCAGAAUAACAAUGUUUACUUAUUCAAUUUAUUUAUUUUCAUUUGUAAAUAAUAAACGUCUAUAGCCAACAGUAUUUUGUGUC
Molecule: messenger RNA, 1048 nt
Organism: Pieris brassicae (large cabbage white)
Lineage: Eukaryota; Metazoa; Arthropoda; Insecta; Lepidoptera; Pieridae
Product: steroid receptor RNA activator 1-like
Exons: 3
Coding region: 223-825 (200 amino acids)
Biological process (GO): regulation of transcription by RNA polymerase II
Cellular component (GO): nucleus
Source: RefSeq, a predicted model, not a curated record